Messenger RNA from Pimephales promelas (fathead minnow), 4509 nucleotides. RefSeq names its product RNA binding motif protein 6 (gene rbm6). Gene Ontology annotation, biological process: mRNA splicing, via spliceosome. Gene Ontology annotation, cellular component: nucleus. NCBI's taxonomy places the organism in Eukaryota, Metazoa, Chordata, Actinopteri, Cypriniformes, Leuciscidae. Gene Ontology annotation, molecular function: RNA binding. The record is from RefSeq and is a predicted model, not a curated record.
AAACUGAGUGUGCACUCUUCCGUCUUUUUUGUCGGUAAACCCGUAAACCCAAGGACCCCGCGGAAAGAACACAACAAGCUAGUGAAACGACGUUCUCCACGCAAAACUCGUGCUGAAGGGAAAGUUUCAAGGAGAGGAGGAACACAAUGUGGAACGGUUCAAGACCUGGACCACGAGGAGGAAUGCCCUUUCGUGGGGAACCUCGUGGAGGCAUGUUUGAAGGUAGAGAUGGCCCAAUACCAGACUUCAGAGGUAGAGAUGGCAUGAACAUGGGCAGGUCACCCAUGGACAUGAGGCGGUUCGACUGCCCACCCGAUAUGCGAGGAAGAGAUAUGGGUCUUCAUGAGCGAGGAAGAGAGCCUUCCCGAGAAUUUUUCAGGCCUGGAGAUGAAAUGGACAUGAAUUUUCGAAGACGCUUUGAAAUGGAUCAGAGAAACAACCUUCAGAAUUCUCCAGGCUUUAUGGGUCAAUCCAGACCACCAAUGGAUAUGGGCAACAGAGACAUGCAAGGUGGUAAUAUGAGGGGGCCGGAGGACGGAUUCAUGAACAUGAGGGAGAGGGAGAGAUUCCAAAUGGAUAUGCCUGGGCUUCCCCCCAUUGACAUUAGGAGGAGACUUGCUAUGGUGGCUAUGGGUGGAAAUGGAGAUAUUGGGGACAUGAGAGAUAGGGAAAGGUCACGAAUGGGUGGCAUUGAUGGAUUCAACAUGGACAUGCCCUCCAGAGACAGACCGAUGAUGGAUUUUGAAAGACGUGGUGUGACACCUCCACUUAAUCCAAGAGGAAGGUUUGAAUCUGACAUGGAUAUGAGAAACCGCAUGGGAUCCUCCAAUGAUUUUAGGGACCAGCCUGCUCCAAUGUUUCGGGACAAUGAUGGUGUUCCCAUGGAUAUCAGAGGAAGACCUGAUAUGCCUUUGGGCCGUGGUGGCCCAGAAUCCAUGAUCAGAUCCGACGAGUUGACCCUCAGAGAUAGAGAAUUCCCAGAGGCGAUUGACAGCCCCAUGGGCUUCAGGGGAAGAGAAAGUGAUUCACUCUCAGACGAGUGGCGCAGCCAUGGCGUGAGGGACCGAGAGACUCUUCCACCGAUGAUGGGCAGAACGCCGCCACUUUUCCAGAGAGAGAUGCCAGAUAAGUUUUUCUCUAGCCGUGGAAAAGAUGUAGAUCUUGGAGAUCGGUCUCAGUUCAAGGACAGAGACCGAGACAGGCAGUCUGGGUUUCUUGGAAAAGACGAAACAGGUUUUAAUCGAUCAGAAAGAGACUCCAAACUACAAAACUGGGACAAAAAUAUUCCUAGUGAUUUCCCAGCCAGAGAUACAACUCCAAAGCCAGGUCUUCUUCCAAUUGAUCCCGCUCUAAACGCCCCAAUUAGAGAAGGUGAUAAACCCUGGCCAAGUGACCGAGACGAAAAGCCUGACAGAACUGCACCAGCAGGAAGUAGACCUCCAUAUUUCCAAGACAAGAACCCGCUAAAACAAGAGCAUCAUUUCGCAAGUGAUCAUGUGCCCUUUAAGGGAUCCAGUGACAUUGCUUCAGAUCAGGGACCACCGAGAGAAAGCUUGGUGUCUGGGCCAAAGGAAAACCAGGGUAAUCGAGGUGAGAGACAGGAUCAGGAUUAUAGAGACAUUGAUUACCGCACUGGAUCGGGGCGCAAAUACGACUACAAUCUUGGGGAUCUUCAAGCCCCAGAGAGAGAUGUCAAGGAAUCCAAACUAGGUCCAGCUCAAAGACCAGAUGACUCUGGUUCCCAGGACCAGGAUUACAGGAGUGCAGGUGUCCAGGAAAAAGUCUCAAAAACCAUUUCCAUCUCUGGAAUUCCUAAAACUGCCACAAUGCAGCAGAUUUUGGAUGCUUUCGCAGUUCGUGAUGGAGUGCCAAUGCAGGGCAUGAAAAUAAAGGACGUCGUGCCAGGUUACAGCUACGAUAUGGCCUAUGUGGAGUUUUUAAACCUCGAGGAUGCUGUCCACUUCAUGGAAUCCAACAAGGGAUCUGUUAAGGUUGGUGACAAGACUGCUCUGCUCAAAUAUAUCCAGCCUGACAAAAAUGUGAAAGAACAGUAUCAUGAACCACCAACUAAAGCUGCUCCAGCCAGUGAUGACGGUUUGUUACCAAAUCCAGUCUUGCCACCGAAUAUAAAGCAGGAAACCGAUGCUGAACCUGUGCAGGAUCCCGGUGGAUCUCAAGGUGUGUGGCAGAGAAGCUCCAACUUGACUCCGGAAGCAUGGCAACAGCAAGUGGACCAGCAGCUACAACAGCAGGAGGUGGAGCAUCAGACUGAGGAAUGGACCAAUCAGAGAGCAUCACGACAAAACUUGCAACACUCUGAUCCAAUCUUCAAGGAGAGUAAGACUAUGAUUAUUAAGAACAUUUUGCCCACUACCACCGUGGAGACCAUUUUACAAGCACUCGAUCCAUUUGCGUACCUGGAUGAGCGCAAUGUACGUCUGGUUAAAGGGAAGUCACCUGGAUCCAAAUGCUUCUGCUUUGUUGAUAUGGAUUCGCAUGAGCAUGUGACACGAUUGGUGGAGCUCCUCACCAAACCACGCACUAUCAUGAUAGAUGGAGUCAGAGUUUAUGCUGAGGUUGCCAAGCCUUUAAAAAAUCAGAACUAUAGGAGAGACAAUGAUAAGUCAAACACUUCUCUCCUGGGAUUCCCUCCAGAUGUUAUGAUGCAACAUCAAUAUCCGCCGCCACGGCAGCAAUAUUAUCCUCCGCCUUCUCAUACGACUAUGGGUGUUGCACCAGCUUUACAAGGUGACCCAAUGGGAGCGGAUGUCACAUUGUCAUCAGCUGCAAUGCAGAGUUCAAGCUUUACACAGGGUGUGAUGUAUUCUGAGACAACAGGAAUGGUGCAGUCAGUCCAGACAGCGGAGCACCAGACUGCAGCUUUAUCUGACGCUCUCCCUGGAGCUGCAGACAACAUUGACGGCUACAGCUACGGAUCUGAGGCUCCUGAUUUAUCAGCCUUCCUUUAUGAUGCUACAUCAGGCUUCUACUAUGACCCCCUGACUACCCUGUACUAUGAUCCCAACUCAAGGUAUUUCUACGAUGCUCAGAAUCAACAGUACCUGUACUGGGAUAGUGCCACAAAAACCUACGUCCCAGUCCAGAGCUCUUCCACUGAUGUUCACGAGCCACCCCCUGAAGUUGGUGUUCCCGUGGCAACUGUUGCUGAGGUUAUAGCCACGCCCAUCACUGAGGAGGAGGUGAAGGUUGUUCCAGAGGCGGCUGCAGAGCCUGGGGCAGAGGUGCGGGCGGACGAGGAACCUUCCCCACGUGCAGAAAAAAAAGAGAAGGAAAAGGAGGAAAAGCCCAGAAGUUUAGCAGCUUUUAAGAUAAUGAAAGACAUGGAACGAUGGGCGAAAAUCCAGAACAGGCAGAAAGAAACCGUACGAGCCCCUUCACCUCUCUUCAAGUCUGGAGAUGACCAAAGGCCUUCAAAGGCUGCUGAUGCAGCCUUCGCCAUCUUUGAAAGAAAGGUCUCUGGCGCAGAUGAAUUAUUUAAGAAACCUCUUGCUCCUCCAAAACAAAAAGAUGAAAAAUCAUCAAAGCGGCCCAUGGGCUCUCUCGGCAUGUUGGCGGCCGACUACGGGGCAGGCAGCGACGACGAGGAAGAAGAGAAACAUGAGAAACAAGAAGCUUCACGACCCACAAAGAGUCAGCCGCAGGCGGACGAGAAGGAGGACAGGUUGACGGACUGGAAGAAGAUGGCGUGCCUUCUGUGCAGGAGGCAGUUCCCUAAUAAAGACGCUCUACUCCGCCAUCAGCAGCUCUCAGACCUGCAUAAGCAAAAUAUGGAGAUUCACCUAAAAAUCAAAAGGUCAAAGAGAGAACUUGAGGCUCUAGAAAAUCAGGAAAAAGAGAUGAAAAUUAAAGAGUCGAACGGUUCACCUGAAGCAAAAAGAAGAAAGCCGCAAAACACAUGGGCCGGCACCUCAAGGGACAGUCAUAAAGGCAGCGAGAGACCAGGCUUGGGUUUAGAAACCACUGAGCGUAAGAAAAAGGAACCCGUCGUCUGGAAUCAUGCCACAUACAAGCAGGCAGUUCGGAAGGCCAUGUUUGCACGUUUCAAUGAGCUAGACUGACAGUGAAAUGAAUGAACACAAAAGAAUUUGUGAAUAUAUAUAUAUAUACACACACACACACACACACACCGUGUUGUGUGGUCUGUUGGCAGCUCAUUCCAGGCUUUACUCUCUGAACUGAUAAAUUCCUGGAGAAGCUUAUUGUGACACCCCUCUUUUUGUGAAAGUUGACGUGUGCCUGUGUAAAGUUAUUAUUUCAUUGAAGCCAAAUGAACUCUUAUGUUUAAUCAUUCUUUUUGUAGCUCUAUUCUUCAGGGCUUUUUUAACAAAAAAUCCUAAUUUGACGUUGUAACAUGUUUUCCCCCCUUUUUUAUGUAGUAAAUUCAAGUAGUAUUUCAUUUGUAAAAUGAAAUAUUGGAAUUGAGGAGCUUAAAAAUUACUGUAGUUUGUCCUUGGGUCAAUAAACUGCCUCAAUGUGACUGAAAAUAUA